Messenger RNA from Liolophura sinensis, 1708 nucleotides. Its product is annotated as neuromedin-U receptor 2-like. The record is from RefSeq and is a predicted model, not a curated record. Gene Ontology annotation, biological process: G protein-coupled receptor signaling pathway. The transcript is spliced from 4 exons. Gene Ontology annotation, molecular function: G protein-coupled receptor activity. Bases 548 to 1708 code for a protein of 386 amino acids. Gene Ontology annotation, cellular component: plasma membrane. NCBI's taxonomy places the organism in Eukaryota, Metazoa, Mollusca, Polyplacophora, Chitonida, Chitonidae.
CUAACCCAUCUCAGCCGGACGUAGACCACUGAAGACAGCAUUCCAUAGAAAACUGGUAUACACUUCGUACGUUCCUCUUGCACAGAUAUGGAUUACCUUGCUCCUGACUUAGCCUAUCUGAAAGCACAAAAGAAGAACAGUGGUGUACAAAGAAUAUAGAAGUGGACAACAUAAAAUCAAGCAGAAAGUCAUGGCGCCACCUUUGUUGUUCUUGAGACGGCCAGAAUAUAAAUGGAUGAGAGUUUUUCCAGGAAGGACUUCGGUAUAGGUUUUCGCUACGGAUGCUGGAAAUGAACUAGGUAUCACGCUAUUGAAGGUUGAGGUUGACAAGGAAUCGCACUACUGGAGUUUGAGGUUGACAACGCAACACACUACUGAAGGCUGAGGUUGACAAUACUGCUGAAGGUUGAGAUCGACUAGAUAUCACGCUAAUAUUAAAGUUGACUAGAUAUCAGGCUACUGAAGUCUAAAGUCAACUACAUACCACGCUACCUGAAGUCUGAAACUACAGUUCUGCUAAAACUACAAGGUGACUAGGGAUCACGCUAUGGAAGUGACAGAAGCUCUCAAUGCAUCCUCAUCAACCAACAACACUCCUGUGGAUAGGCAGUUGGCGGACAUAUACGCAAUACACAACCCUGGUCAGGCCGCUGUGGACAAGUACGUCACUCCCAUUAUAUACAUACUUGGCUUUCCCGGAAAUAUCCUGGCUUUCCUCGUUUGGAUAGGAAAGCGCAUGCGCCAUUCAUCCGGAUGUUACCUGGCAGCUUUGGCGCUCUCUGAUCUAAUGUUCAUGGCGUUACACGUUCUGUUCGAAUUGGUGAAUGUCUGGAAUAUGGCCAUUUUAGACGUGCCUAUCAUCUGUGAAAUGUAUGCUGUAUUUUUUCUGUGGUCUCAGUAUUACUCCCCUUUGCUUGUUCUCGGCUUUACUGUGGAGCGCUACAUUUCCAUUUGCCACCCGUUCAGAAGGGAGAAACUGUGCACCACGCGGCGUGCAGUUAUCGUUAUCAUCCUGCUGUGCUUAUUGUCAUUGGGAUUAUGCGCUAUUCAGGGAUAUUUCUUGAUGUAUGAUUACAAUCAACAAAUCUGUACUAUGAGAAAAAGCGUUACUGACGGGGGUGUCGAGUCUGUUUGGUCCAUUUGGACAUGGGUGACAGAAAUGCUUAUUUUUCUGCUUGUUCCGGUUGUGGUACUGGGUGUUAACAUCCGGGUCAUCAAGGAAGCACGGCGUAUCGGUCGCGAAGAGUCCAUGCGCUCCUUGAAAGGAACGCCGCGAAAAAACUCUGCCACGACACUGAUGCUUCUGGCCGUGUCCUUUUAUCUGAUAGUGACUACUCUACCGGUGUCUAUCAUGUACGCUUUAAACUAUUCAUUCUUGGAAGGAAGAUUGUCGAUGACGGACGAAGAAAUAGAAAACGACGUAACAUGGCAGCAACAUUUUGCUUACUUGCAAGCGCGUGCUGUAAUUCAGGAAAUCGGGCUCACGCACUACGCUUGCAACUUUUAUAUCUAUUGCAUAACCGGUAAAAUAUUUCGCGGAGAGCUGUGCAAAAUGAUAGCCUUUGUUCGCUGUAAAGCGUGGAGUAAAGGUGGCAUGCUUGGCGAGCAUACUCGGUACUAUAGCACAGCAGAAACAACAGUUGCCUUGAAUACUUGCACCACUGCUAACGGUAGGAGUACUCAGUCGACGCCAGAGACGUCAGUGUAA